Ruditapes philippinarum (Manila clam) is the source of this 3770-nucleotide messenger RNA. RefSeq lists its product as uncharacterized. NCBI's taxonomy places the organism in Eukaryota, Metazoa, Mollusca, Bivalvia, Venerida, Veneridae. Bases 195 to 2819 code for a protein of 874 amino acids. The transcript is spliced from 2 exons. The record is from RefSeq and is a predicted model, not a curated record.
AAUUAAGGUUCCACAACUUUAAAUAGGGUGUUCGGUGACUUUUUCUUCCGGGUUGAAAUAAAGCGCCGAUAAGAGUUUUUACUUCAGUCAUCAGUUUAAACGCCCAAAUUACUUGACAUAUUUCAGUGUUCAACUUAGUAUCACAUUGGAGUAGGAAAACAGUUUAUAUUAGUAUACGGAUAAAACAUCUGAAAAUGCAUAUCUUGCUUGGGCUGCUGUUGGUAGGAUGCUUAGUUGCAGCGCUACCAUCAACUUACAUAAAACGUAGCAAUGCUACACUUGAAAGCGUCAACAAAAUCACUGGAGCGAAGCAGCUAAAAGAUUCAGAAAUCAGUUUACCAGGAAAUACGGAUGUAUUAGAAUUUGAUCAAAGGAGUGAAGAAUUUGAUGAUGCAAACAGGUUAAACGCUAAACAAAUAACUCCAUCAGAUGCUUUGCAUAAAAACAAAGAGAUUGGAUUAGAAGUAAGUGAGACACAAAGUAACGACAUACCCGAAUGUGAAAUAUCGGUAGAGGAUCGAAGUAUCCGGUACUUCCAGGGCAAACUUCUUCAAAAUGAACCGCAUUUUGUUCAAUUCAAUAUAUCAUUCAUUCCAAAACAAGAACAUUCUUCUGCAAAAGAAGUGUUUCAAGGUUUACGGUGGUUUUGGACAUAUAAUACAUCAGUUGGACCUCUUCCGUUUAUAUCGUGGAAUUUAGACUAUGGACUCCUCAGCUUUGGUCUUCUUGAUGCAAAAACUAUUCAUAUUCCAUAUAUUGCACUUAAUGUAACCGGAAGCUGUGAUCUAACAUUAGGCACAAGUAACACGUCGAAUUUAAUUGCAGAAGCUCUUAAAUCGUUAGUCAAAUCGAAUGAACAAGUAAACGAGUUUUUAAAAUAUCGUGAAAGUUAUUUUUGCUAUCUUGUUGCUGAUUACAAUCUACGUGGCACUCUCAGGUACUAUGCUGCACAGUAUUUACUGUAUCCAUGUUCUUACAUACGUUACAAAUGUUGUACAGUACAUUUUGACUAUAGUUUAGAAGAAUAUAGGUCUUCAUGUCCCGAGGGGGAAAUCCCUGGCAUGCACACCUGGACACAAACAUCACAUUUGCCUGCAGUUUUAACUUUUUUGAUAAUUGCAUUUAUUCCAAUACCAUUAUUCAAGUUUUUUGCAUGGCUAUCUAAACGAGAUGCGGCAAUAGGAAGUGAAAGUGUCUUUAAUAAUGACAGAAGUGUUGAGGGUUUCCAACUAAUUGAAGACGAAAACAGUUGGAUUUACGCGGAUGGGAAACAGUCUCCUUUGACAUUUUACGAUUUGUUCAGUUUUGAAAUUUUUGGAAUGUAUGAUAAGUAUCCAAUUUUCACUUCACGGCUACGUCGAUUAUUACUUGUUCUCAUUGCACCUUCAAUAAUUUUUAUCGAAGUUGCGUGGUUUAGUACAGGCUUUGGCUUGUGGUUUAAAAAGAUUUCUGUAGAAGACAUAAUCAAAGCUGGUACACCCAUGGGGUUUCACGCAACAUGGUAUGAUCCAAGGAAUGAAUAUAAAACUUUUGUCCCUGGUCUUGGAGGAGGGUUAAUCAUUAGCAUCAUUUAUUACGCUUUCAGCAUACUGUUUCUUGUGUUACCUCGCUGUGUAAAGCAAGUGGUUGAGGACGGCUUACCAAAUUCAAACCUGUACAUACCAUCCCCUCUUUUCUUUGGCUACAAAGAAAUAAUAAGAAUGUCAAAGAUAAAAAUUGAACAAGAGCAGUUAGAAACAGGAUACACCAAAGGGGCUUCUCUUAUGAAAUGUAGUUUUUGUCUUCUGUUUACAACGAAAUUCUGGACUCGAGUUUGGCGUAUUCAAACAAGGAGAAUAUCUUGCAUUAAUGAGCAAACACAGUUUUGUUUCUGCGUUUUUUGUAUAUUUGUUUUGCCGUUUUACUUUGCAUUUUGUGUUAUUGAAAUUGCUGUCUGUAUUCUUUAUUACGGAACACCGUUCUUUUUUUUCCUAGUUGUUAUGGUUAAGGGUGCUAUUAAGUCUCUUCGAUAUUUGCGAGAUCAAGGCAGGGUUCUUUCUUUUAUCUUUAGCAACAAGCCAUUCAUUGUUGUUGGGGUAUUAACUGUGUCUUGUAUGUUCACCCUGCUGGCUUACAUAGUGUGCCUGAUGUUUAUUGCAAGCGUAGGGCUGAUAACACAAAUACUUUCAUUGUGCUUUAUUGCGGUUAUAAUCUACCCCUCAGUUUCAUUCGGAUAUCUGUUCUUCAUUGUCAUUGUCCUUUAUUAUUUUAUCAAGAAGAUCAGAAACUUCAGUGACGUUUAUGCCGAGUUGCUGACAUCUGCGAUUGAUAUAUCUAAAAAGUUAUCAGAAGAACCUUUCCGCGUCACUCUAGAAGAUGGCUACAUAAAUAUUUCAAAUAUUAAAUGUGAGACUUUGAAAGGAAUAAACAUUAAUGGAACAGUAUUGAAUGACAACUCCCCAGAAUUGACUCUAAACCGGGAUUUUCAUCAAACGUGCAAAUUAAGGAAGAAAAACCACGUUUAUGGGAUCCCGAAAGGUCUAUUUGAUUAUUUGGUGCAAAAGCAUCGCCCGGUGCAUAUACAAUUCCUCGCCUUGCUCUAUAGAGUGUCCCUUAUGAUAGCUUUUGUUAAUAUUACAUUGAGCGUUUCGUCAAAUUACGCCAGUGGCCCCACAUCGGAAAUUUCCGAAGUUAUGCACGUGAUCUUUAUCGUAGUUGUCGGUGUCAUUCCUCAGUUAAUUGGGAUUGCCUUUGCUAAUUCGAAUUCGGAUUUAGUUCGAGAGAUAGAGGAGAGAAAGAUUGAAGAAUCUAUAUUAGAGUACUACCAUAUGAAUGAAUAACUUUGUUAGGUAUUUUUAUUUUAUUUUUGUAAAAACGUUGCGUUUAUUUUCAGAGACUAGCGGAUCUAGUUUUGUCCGUGUUGACUGUUAGAUUCAGUCCUUGUAUCAUUAUUGUAUAAUACUGUAGAGGAUAUUGAAUGGGUGUAAGUUUAAUACUGAAUUUAUUGAACGAGUUGAAUAAAAUAAUAUUAUACGAGCCCCGAGCAUAUUUUUAUUUUAUUCAAGGAGUUCAAUAAAUGCAGUUAUCGCAUGGUUUGGAAUUUUUCCUUUGUUCUUACUAACCCAUUAUACUCAGUACACUUCAAUGAGCAUUUGAAAACUGUAUUGAUAUAUAACAGUACAGUUUUUCAUUGAUUCAUAUAGGAAAAAAACUCAACUGUUAUAUAUCGGUUGAGUUUUUUUUCGCACCUUGUAUAUAUCAAUGCAGUUUCUUUUUCAUAGAGGCUCCAAUGGGGCAGUGGUAACGACCAUUCCCAGUAGCAAAAAAAAAAAAUAAAAAAAAAUGGAAUAAAAUAAAAUAAAUAUAUAAGUGUUAUAUCCUCGUAACUAACUCGUUUCAUGUACUAUAACUAUUACUAAUGAACAAGAUUAUAAUAUUUCAUUUAUCACAGACCCAAAAUAAAGACAGUUUUAAAUGGGGGAAAAAGAAUCAUUUUGUAUUAUAUAGUGUAACGCUAACAUUUAGCACGUCUUUACACUAUGUUUGUAUAAUGCAAAUGACGUCUUUUGAGACAAAAUAAUUAUAUGCACGACCGUGUGGUAUCGUUUUUACAGUGUCGCAAAAUCGGCACGGGUAUGUGAUAAACAUUAUUUAUUUACAUUUCUUUAUGUUUUAUAUGAACAUUUUGACCAGAAAUGUUCUGCUAUAUAAUUAUGCGUUUAUUUUGAAUUAUGUUCAUUUUGUUUGCUUACAUAUCAUGCACUUGAAUGAAAUAAACAUUAUAUACACGA